This is a messenger RNA of Drosophila novamexicana, 2219 nucleotides long. RefSeq lists its product as uncharacterized. The transcript has a single exon. The coding region runs from base 110 to 2134 and encodes 674 amino acids. Lineage: Eukaryota; Metazoa; Arthropoda; Insecta; Diptera; Drosophilidae. Gene Ontology annotation, molecular function: ubiquitin-protein transferase inhibitor activity. Gene Ontology annotation, cellular component: cytoplasm. The record is from RefSeq and is a predicted model, not a curated record.
GCUGCCGGUUGCCAGCUUAUUUAGAAUUUUCCGUUUAAAGUCAAAGUUAAAAGUAUUAAAAAAAAGUUAAAAAAAAAACUCCUAGAAACUAGUGUAAAUUAAACAGCAUAUGAAAAUGGAUACGGUAACAGAAGCCGAGAACCUGCUGCGUCUCAUCAAACGGAUGCUGCUCGAACGCGACUACGACGGCGUCAAAAUGCUCUUCCAGAGUCCCACAGUCUUUGCGGAAAUCGAACCGCACAUGGCCGCCAUUGCCAUGGAGCUAUACAAUGAGAUCUGCGCUCCGACGUUGACGGACGACACGAAUGUGGAUGAUGCGCCGCUCUUCGAUUGCGUCAACGAGCUGCUGAAGAUUGUGGCCAGCUAUGCGCCACUGCAUCCGUUCAUGCUGGAGCUGAUGGAGAAGAUCGAGGAGAGCAGCAGCAUUGCCAUAUUCUCGGCCUAUCUGCGCGCCCUGCAGGUGGUGCUGCUGCGCCAGGGCAGCGCCAAGCCGCAGGCCAUCGAAUGGUGUCUGUCGUCGGUGGUGACGCGUGUCCGUGAGCUGCCGCUGCCGGACUAUCUGAGCGAGGGCUACGACGAGCAGCAGGCCCAUUUGCUCGAACAGGAGCAGCAAAUUGAGCAGCUGAUGGCCCACUACAUCACCAUCGAUCUGUGCUACGAGCCGCUGCUGAAGGCGGUGCUCCAGCAGGAUGCGCGUGCUCCGAUCUUUCGCGAUUGCGGCCUGAAUCGCCGCAAUGUGCUCACCUGCUUUCUGCUGCAGCUGCUGGGCAAGCCGUUGGCCCUGCUGGAGGUGAGCAAUGUGCCCAAACGACUGCUGCAGCCGGGCCAGGCGCACACCUGCACGCCCAGUCCAUGGCGCCUGCGGCCGGAGCUGACGCAACAGAACUAUCUGCUGGCCCGGGCCAAUGCGGGCAAGACACAGACCUAUGUGCAGCAGGUGCAGCACACGCUGACCUCGGACAUCACACGGCUGCUGGGCGAUCCCUACUAUUUGCUGGGCCUGGUCGAGCAGCGCGCACGCUGGAAACGUCGCCUAGACGCCGCCAACGGCGUCUACGAGAUGAGCAGCCACAAUAUGUUCCUCAUCGAUGACAAACUGCCGCUGCCCGCCCUCGCCAUGUACUACCAUGCGCUGCUCGUGGGCCAAUUGCUGCCGGCGACGGCGCCCAAGAUCUAUGCGCCGCUCUUUCUGUUCGAGUCGAGCCUGUAUUUGGUGGCCGUGCUGCUGGAGCAGCCCGAGCCGCCGCUGCAGCACUGCGGACUGCGCCUCAACGAUUACAUGCUCAGCAUUUUGACGGAGCCCGUGCCGCAGCGCUCGCUCGAUCUGGAGGUGCACAAGCGCUACUGCGAGGCGCUGUGCAAGAUCACCGGCUACUCGCCGCAGGAGCCGCUGCGUCAGCUGGGUCUGCAGGUGUUGCACCACUAUAUACUCGCCUUCGAGGAUGCGGCCAAGUACUUUAUAUUGAAGAAUCUGCUAGAAACGCUGCAGCAUGACGGCAUCUUGGGCUAUUUGGCGGGCAUGUACAAGGAUCUGGUUGCCGCCGCCUUGGAGAAAGAGGCGCCGCUCAGGGAUGUCUAUAGCGGCAUCAAGUUUCGCUCCAUGCUGCUCAGGUGCGUCUGUGUGCUGCCGCAGGAUGUCAAAUCGGAUCUGCUGCUGCACUCGGUCAGUCUGUCCAAUGCGCUGAAUAUUCUACGCUACUUUGCCAUGGCCGACCUCGAGAAUCGGACGGGCUUCUGGCAUGCACUGCCCGAGAUUGAGGAGCGUCUGCUGCAGCCUCUGGGCAAGGCGCUCAACUUCUCGCUGGCCCACUACAAGGCGUACAGGGAGCGUGUGCGCAACGGCCAGAGUGCCUCCGACGAUGAGCUUAUGCAGAAGCAGCUCAACAUGCUCGCCGUCAACAUCAGCAACAGCGGCAUGGGCGGCGAGGGCGAGGGCGACGGCAGCUUGCCGGACAUUGGACGCGAGGAGAAGCUCGAGGUGCUGGCCGGCUCCAUAACGGGCCUGGAGUCGCUGCGCGUGCUCUAUCUGCUGGCCAGCGACAAUCUCGAGCAGAGCAUCGCAAGGCGCAAACAGGCUACGGCAACGCCCACGCCCACGCCCACAGCCAUGGAACUGGAACUGGAGCAGCGCUAGGCAGAAAACCCCGAAUCCAACCACCCAGCAUAUAUUUUUAUGUUUAUAUCUGAAAGCGUAAUGAAAACGAAAUUUAUCUGACCAA